Molecule: messenger RNA, 818 nt
Organism: Nothoprocta perdicaria
Lineage: Eukaryota; Metazoa; Chordata; Aves; Tinamiformes; Tinamidae
Gene: FHIT
Product: fragile histidine triad
Exons: 7
Coding region: 49-498 (149 amino acids)
Biological process (GO): negative regulation of proteasomal ubiquitin-dependent protein catabolic process; diadenosine triphosphate catabolic process; intrinsic apoptotic signaling pathway by p53 class mediator
Cellular component (GO): cytoplasm; plasma membrane; nucleus
Molecular function (GO): ubiquitin protein ligase binding; bis(5'-adenosyl)-triphosphatase activity
Source: RefSeq, a predicted model, not a curated record
AAGCCUUUUGACCUGCUAGAAGAUUUAAAAUACCGGAGACUUGCUUUCAUGAUGUUGAGAUUUGGGCAGCAUCUCAUCAAGCCCUCUGUGGUCUUCCUGAAGACCAAGCUGUCCUUUGCUCUUGUGAACCGGAAGCCAGUGGUUCCCGGACAUGUCCUUGUGUGCCCACUGCGGCCCGUGGAGCGUUUCCGUGACCUGCGUCCCGACGAAGUGGCUGACUUAUUUCACACAGUGCAGAGGGUUGGCGAUGUGGUGGAGAAACACUUCUGUGGCACCUCGCUCACCAUUUCCGUGCAGGAUGGCCCUGAAGCUGGUCAAACGGUGAAGCAUGUUCAUGUCCACAUCCUUCCAAGGAGGGCUGGAGACUUCAGCAGGAAUGAUAAUGUCUACGAGGAGUUGCAACGACAUGACAAAGGAGAAGAGGAUUCCCCUGACAAGUGGAGGACAGAAGAAGAAAUGGCAGCUGAAGCAGCAAUUUUGAAGAAGUAUUUUCAGUAGAAUUAGAGGUUUGAUAUUUUUCAGGUAACAAAGUAUUUGAAAAACAUCCCACGACACAGGAAACUCCCUGAGAGCGCCCUGAUUCUCCUCUUCUCAGUGGCACUGGAACUGCAGCUGAACACAUUUUUAUGAUGUUCUACAAAUACGAGAUUCUUCCUUGAAAAAUUUUAUUGGACCUUUGGAUAUCAUCAGGAUUGAUUUUCAGCUAAGACAGUGAACCAUACUGGUUCAAAAUAAUGCUCUGAGCAAUAACUCCUAUUUUUCUGAAUUGUGAACUUGGGAAUGAAUCUUUUAAAAUUAUUCCGUGGCCCAAACUGAAA